This is a messenger RNA of Boeremia exigua, 2208 nucleotides long. RefSeq lists its product as uncharacterized. Gene Ontology annotation, molecular function: transcription cis-regulatory region binding; zinc ion binding; DNA-binding transcription factor activity, RNA polymerase II-specific. The coding region runs from base 1 to 2208 and encodes 735 amino acids. Gene Ontology annotation, cellular component: nucleus. Gene Ontology annotation, biological process: regulation of DNA-templated transcription; DNA-templated transcription. The transcript has 4 exons. NCBI's taxonomy places the organism in Eukaryota, Fungi, Ascomycota, Dothideomycetes, Pleosporales, Didymellaceae. The record is from RefSeq and is a predicted model, not a curated record.
AUGCCCAUGUCCGACCAGCUCUCUCCCACGACACCAGGGAGCGGCUUGCCUCCGCAAGGCUUUGCCAACAGCCCGCCGAGUCAGCAGCGCGGCUUCAAGCGCUCUGCAUCCAGCGAGGACGAUGACUUCGCGAACGGCGACGGCGACGGCUCGCGCUCGCUCUCAGCGCGCCGCAACAUCGCCGUGAAGCGCGCGUGCAACGAGUGUCGCCAGCAAAAGCUCAAGUGCAACGUCCAGCGCGACCCGUUCGUGAGCUGCGCCCGCUGCGUGAAGCAGAACCUCCGAUGCGUCAUCGAGCCCAACUUCAAGCGCGUGGGCAAGCGCAAUCGCAAUGCCGAGAUGGAGAAGGAGAUGGAGGCGCUGAGGGACCGCCUGGCCCUGUACGAAGGCCGCGCUUCCAUGCCUAGCCAGCCACUGCUCAACCAGGCGCCGCCCAUAGACCACCAGAACAACUUUGGCGCACCGCUGCUGAAGGUCGAGGACGACGCGUUCUUACACACACAGCACCAGCAGGUGGCCGCGACUUCGUUGCUGGACCUGCGCAGUGGCCAGUCGCCCAUGUUCUAUUCACUGGGCGCAGGAGAGGUUCGCCUGGCGCACGCCGAGGUCAAUGAGCUGUUUACCGAGUACUUCCAGUUGUACCACCCUUUCCUUCCAUUCCUCGACCAGGUGCGCUCGCCCGAGGAGUACUACAACCACGAUCACAAGCUCCUGUUCUGGGCCAUCAUAAGUGUUGCGGCACGGCGCUCAAGCGGUCGACCCACGUUGCUGAAUGACCUUGCAAAGCCUUUGACAGAUCUGAUCUGGGACUCGAUCAGGAACCAGCCGAACCACCAUGUCGUCAAGGCGCUAUGCUUGUUGUGCACGUGGCCUGUUCCAGCAGAACGCACAGUCACUGAUCCCACUUACAUGCUGUGCGGUGUCAUGAUGCAGAUAGCCAUGCAGCUAGGCUUGCACCAGCCCGCCCACCCUCAGGACUUCUCGCGCACAAAAGUCCGCUUACAGCAGGAGGACAUCCACGAUCGUCUGCGAACAUGGGCCGUCUGCAAUGUUGUGGCGCAAACUGUCUCGACUGGCAAUGGCCAGCCCUCGAUCACCCUCUACGAUUCAACACUCGAAUUCAAGGUCGACGACGAGGACCACAUGCGUACGAUACCACCGACUCUAUUUGUCCGUCUGCGCCAAGAGAUGGCCGCUAGCCGCGUCAACAAGCUGCUAUACUCAGCCAACACUCAGCGAUUCGCGGCCGAGGCUGCGACAACAUACAUGACAUUAGAAGCAGAUCGACUGAAGGAGGAGAGAGGGUCAUUGGAUGGGGUCGACAACGAACUCGAAGAGCUCUAUCACUGUGCGGUGUGCUUACAUUUACACCUCUACUCUUUCUUCAGUCCUGAGCCUCGACUCGAACGCCGUGACGAUCUUGUGGCGUUAUACUACGCAGCCACAACCUACCUGGACCAAGUCUUCAAGCUGCAACAAGCUGGCAAACUCCCCUUCGUGCCAUAUUACAUCAUGCAAAUGGCACUCGCUGCGGGGUUUGCCCUCCUCAAGCUUCUUAACUCAGAUUUCGCAGGCAGGUUGCCGUCGAAGGGCCGUCAAUACGUAUUGCAGACCGUGGAAGCACUUCGCCGAGCCAAGGUUUGGCCGAACGAUCUCCUGGAUCGCUUCGCUGAGGUGCUGGCGCAGCUCUGGAAAGAAAGCUCCCGAGGGCGGAGCCUACACAGCAUGUCGCAGUCACCAUCCGUCAGCAACGCCGGCGUCGCCACCAUGUUCAACAACCAGCCACAAUCUCAGCAAGCAACGCAACAGCGGCGAGAAAGUACAGGCAUGCUCGAAGACCCUCUAGGCCUCAUAGUCCGGAGUCGCAUGAGUAUGAGUGUCAUGUUCGACUGCGUGUGGCGUUGGCGUGAAGCUCAGGUCAACGGCGCAUCAGACCAACUCGAUAAUACUGUUGUUACAAACCCUACGAAUCCGGAUUCAUCGAGCAACUCAACACCCCCACCGGGUAUCGUUGUUGAAAACCCUGCACAUACCAUGCCGAAUUUCAACCCGCACUUGAAUACUCUGAGCAUGCCACUGGCGCUGCCGCAGGGCCUGGCAAGCGCCAACAGCUAUGAGUUCUUUGACUCGGUUUCAUGGAUGCUAGAAGCGCAGACGGAUUGGAAUCAGUACAGCUCAGGAGGCUUUGGCGCGGAUUUUAAUGCUUAA